CCCCCCCCAGAGACAGUGGUAUAUAUUGUGUAUAUAGUAAUAGUGUAAUAAUAAAUGUGAUAAAUAGAGUAUUGCUGAGUGGGAGGACAGAAGAGCAUAAGGAAAACUGCAUAUAAUUAUAGAGAAUUUCUCUCUGCUGAUUGUGAGUAAAGGAAUGAGCAGUGUAAUUCCCCCGGGCAGGUACAGAGGCAGUAGGUGUGCGAGUAAUAUCCUGAUAUCAUGUCGGUUGUAUUUACCCUUCAGUUGUGUCUCUGCUCUGUUCCGCCCCAUUAACAAUGUCUCUGCCAACCCCCGAGCCCUCACUCCUCCUGCACUGACUGAAUGGGAGACUGAGCUGAGCGCAGAGACAACUGAGGGCAGAGACAACUGAGGGCAGAGACAACUGAGUGUAGAGACAACUGAGCGCAGAGAUAACUGAGGGCAGAGACAACUGAGGGCAGAGACAACUGAGUGUAGAGACAACUGAGCGCAGAGACAACUGAGGGCAGAGACUGAGCAGCAGGAGAUACAGAGAUAAUCAGGACAUGGCUGGGCUCAGGUUCCGAGUGGCUUUAGCCUUCUUGCUGAUUCUGGAGGCAACUGCUGUAACUGAGACCACCUCAGAAUCUCCUUCUACCACUGAGACCUCUAGCCUCAUAUCCACUACUACUACAACUGAGACCACUAGCCUCAUAUCCACUACUAGUACAACUGAGACCACUUCAGUAUCUCCUUCUACUACUGAGACCUCUAGCCUCAUAUCCACUACUACUACAACUGAGACCACAUCACCAUCUCCUUCUACCACUGAGACCUCUAGCCUCAUAUCCACUACUAGUACAACUGAGACCACUGAGACCACUAGCCUCACAACCACUGCUACUACUACAACUGAGACCACUUCAGUAUCUCCUACUAUCAUUGAGAUCACAGCCCCUACAACCCAUGCUUCUUCAGUUGAGACCACCUCAGUGUCUCCUUCUACCAUUGAGUUGACACCUACUACUUCAGUUGAGACCACUUUCCCAUCUGGACUUGAGACCACUUCAGUAGACGCUACAAACAAGAGCACUGCUGCCAUAGUCCCAACAAGUGAAACUGAAACAACAUCAGAAUCUACUACUGUAACUGAUAGCCUCAUAAUACGUACUACUAUAUCGGAGACCUCUUUGGCAUCUACAACAUUUGAGACCACUUCAUCUAAAAUACCUGAGAAAGCAACCCCAAGUGAAACAACUUCAGCAUCAACUUCAACUAUAACUCCUGAAACAUUUACUAUAACUAAGUUCACCACCCCUGUAGCACUUGCUUCAAAUGAGACCAUUUCAGUACCUACUACUUUCCCAUUUGUAAACAAUACUGUAGCUGAGACAACUCCAAUAUCUAAUGCAACAAGUGAUACAACUUUAAUGUCUAAUAUAAGUGAGACCCCUUCAACAUUUCCUACAGCUGUAAUUAAUACUACAAUCAUAGCUGCUACAAAUGAGACUUCUCUGGUGUAUACUACAAUACUGGAGACCUCCUCAGCAUUUACUAUAAAUGAAGGCAGCACUCUAGUACCCCCUGCUGAGACAACUGAGACUACUUUAGUAUCUGUGACGAAUGAGAGCAGUACCCUAGUACCAAUGUCUAAUGCAACAAGUGAUACAACUUUGCUAUCUACUAUAAGUGAGACCACAGUUCCUACAACCCAAAUUACAAUCACACCUGCUACAACACAGGAGACCUCUUCAGCAUCUUCUAUAAAUGACAGCAGCACUCUAGUACCCCCUUCUGAGACAAAUGGGACCACUUUGGUUUCCAUUAGAAAUGAGAGCACAACUCAAGAGCCCCUUACUUGGACAACUGAGACCACAUUAGCAUCUAUUAGAAAUGAGAGCACCACUCUAGAGCCCCUUACUUGGACAACUGAGACCACAUUAGCAUCUAUUAGAAAUGAGAGCACCACUCUAGAGCCCCUUACUUGGACAACAGAGACCACAUUAGCAUCUAUUAGAAAUGAGAGCACCACUCUAGAGCCCCUUACUUGGACAACUGAGACCACGUUAGCAUCUAUUAGAAAUGAGAGCACCACUCUAGAGCCCCUUACUUGGACAACAGAGACCACAUUAGCAUCUAUUAGAAAUGAGAGCACCACUCUAGAGCCCCUUACUUGGACAACUGAGACCACGUUAGCAUCUAUUAGAAAUGAGAGCACCACUCUAGAGCCCCUUACUUGGACAACUGAGACCACGUUAGCAUCUAUUACAAAUAAGAGCACCACUCUAGUAUCUUUUCCAGCAGAUACCACUACACCAACAACCACUAGUACAACUGAGACAAAUUCAUCAUCUCCUACCACAACUACACCAACCAUGACAACAACUCUUACAAGUUCAGCAUCUACAACUACUGCAACAGAGACCACCAUUCCAUAUUUCACAAACAAAGUCGUGCUGAAAGUCAAGUUGCAAGACUUAUUCAUAUACUCACCUUCAAGCUCACCCUCAGAAAGUGUAAUGCGGAAGUUUGUAAAUAAGAUCUGCUCCAGCUUCCCCUCAAAGCUACAGGCCGGAGGUAUUAGAUUCACCUGGAACGGCAUACAUCAGGACUGUGCUUCUGCUUCUGCUCUGAGUUAAUGAGAUCUCAGCACAAUGGCACUGCCUCCGUCUACACUUCUCAAGGACGACCAUCGGUGAUCAACCCAUCCUACAGAAUACCUGGGCCCCAACAAACAGCACGGACUCUGUAUAACAGACCAAAUGGAUCCUUCUACAUGAUAGUCAAUAUGGUCUCUAGAAACAAAAUGGACAAUGGAAAUGAGACAGAUGGACUUUAGGGUUUGUAGGUAUGGGGGCAAUGGGGGUCUUUGAAAAAACAGACAAUUUGAGAGUCAAAAUGGACAAAUAUGUCUCCUACAACCCUCACCUCUCCCACUUCAGUCUGCCUUAAGUUCUGAAGUUCUGCUAUUUUAAAAGAGACCAGGUCCCUCCUGUGAUGAAAUCUUUAUCAUGGUUUCCCAUUAACGUCUUCCCAUGACUUUCCCUUUCAUCUGCUCCUCUAAAAGCCACUGCCUGGGCACAUCCCCCAUUAACACUGCUGUUUCCCACCUUCUCCCUGGGAUCUCAUCCCUGAAUUCCUUCAGAGAGACAGAGAAGGUCUCUUCAUAACUAGACUCCAAGCCUCCAUCAAGACACCAGUGCUUCGCCCAUUGUAACCUGCAGCUCUUAUUAUGCUCAUAUUUGAUUGUAAGCCCUUUGGGGCAGAGGCCUCCCUCCCUCCUUCUUCUUAGCACUUAAUCUUGAAUGUAAUAGAAUUUUUGUAUUUAUUUAUUUUCUAUUAAUGUAUUAUUCUACUGUACAGCACUGUAUAUACAACUUGCUCUAUAUAAAUAAAUACACACACACACACACACACACACAACAACACAACCUAAACAUAUGCAACAAAUCCCGUAGAAGAACUCCUUAUUGGAUAAUAGAAAUCAACAAGAUCCAGUGAUAGACAUUUCUCUGUUGAUCUCUGUCGCCAUCUGAAGGUGAAUCUCGGAAGUGCAGGUGGUUAAACCACUGACUUGCUUAAAGGGAUAUUUCACUUUUCCAAAACUUGACUAAUUUUCUAAUAGUAUAGCAGAAAUAAUUCCGUUGAUUUGUCUUUUCUAUUUACUGUUCCUGUAAAAUUUAAGAAUAAAUCAGUUUCCUUUUAUUUGGCAUGAAAA
This is a messenger RNA of Xenopus laevis (African clawed frog), 3676 nucleotides long. It is a transcript of the gene muc22.L, whose product is annotated as mucin-5AC-like. The transcript is spliced from 4 exons. The record is from RefSeq and is a predicted model, not a curated record. Lineage: Eukaryota; Metazoa; Chordata; Amphibia; Anura; Pipidae. The coding region runs from base 525 to 2597 and encodes 690 amino acids.